Molecule: messenger RNA, 458 nt
Organism: Staurois parvus
Lineage: Eukaryota; Metazoa; Chordata; Amphibia; Anura; Ranidae
Source: the annotation of a GenBank genome assembly
UGGUGCGCUGUGUCCCUCGGACACAGCGGAUCACUGAUCCACGGAAAGAGCCGAAGAUGUCAGCUCGGUCAUGUGAUCAGCUGUGUCCAAUCACAGCUGAUCGCAGCUCGAUAGGAGAGCAAAGCAGAGCCAGUAAUCGGCAUUCCUCAGAGGGGACAUGUACACUGAUCAUCAGAGCACUGAUGAUCAGUGUGCCCUGAUGAUCAGUGUAGCCCCAGCAGUGCCACCUGUCAGUGUCUAUCAUUGCCAGCUGUAAGUGUUCAUCCAUGCCACCUGCCAGUGCCCAUCAGUGCCACAUCAAUGGCACAUUUCAGUGCCUACCAGUGCACAUCAAUGCCACAUAUCAGUGCCCAUCUGAGUUGCCUUUCAGUGUCACCCAUCAGUGCCAAUCAGUGCCACAUAUCGAUGCCAAUCAGUGCCACCUAUCAGUGCUGCCAAUCAGUGCCACCUAUCAGUGC